Molecule: messenger RNA, 1485 nt
Organism: Orycteropus afer afer
Lineage: Eukaryota; Metazoa; Chordata; Mammalia; Tubulidentata; Orycteropodidae
Gene: ABHD8
Product: abhydrolase domain containing 8
Molecular function (GO): catalytic activity
Source: RefSeq, a predicted model, not a curated record
AAAGGGACUGCUUGCUCAGUCGCGGUGGGAUACCCUGGCGCUGACCGCCCUGGGUCCGUUACCACUGCUGCCGCCCGCGUCGAUGCGCCCGGCACGACCUCGCGCCACCAUGUAAACGGCACCCGACGGCGGACGCUGGCUUGUCGGCCUGGGUCCCCUCUGUCCCGCCCCGGGCCCCAGGGCCCUCGAUGAGGACGCACCAUGCUGACUGGGGUGACCGACGGGAUCUUCUGCUGCCUGCUAGGCGCACCGCCCAACACUGUGGGACCCCUGGAGAGUGUUGAGUCCAGUGAUGGCUACACCUUUGUGGAGGUCAAGCCAGGCCGCGUGCUGCGGGUGAAACACGCUGGGCCUGCCUCAGCCCCAACCCCACCGCCACCACCAAACCCCCACGACGCUCAUGGGGACCGCUCUGGCCUGGUCCGCUGCCAGCGCCGGAUCACCGUGUACCGCAAUGGGCGGUUGUUGGUGGAGAACCUGGGCCGGGAGCCACGAGCCGACCUCCUGCACUGGCAGAAUGGCUCUGGGGAGCCGCCGGCCGCCCUGGAGGUGGAGCUGGCCGAGCCUGCGGGCAGCGAAGGCCGCUCUGGCCCAGGCAGCACAGGCAGCGGUGGGCGGCGGAGGCGUGCCCGGCGCCCCAAGCGGACCAUCCACAUUGACUGUGAGAAACGCAUCACUAGCUGCAAGGGCGCCCAGGCCGACGUGGUGCUCUUUUUCAUCCAUGGGGUUGGUGGCUCCUUGGCCAUCUGGAAGGAACAACUGGACUUCUUUGUACGCCUGGGCUAUGAGGUGGUGGCACCUGACCUGGCAGGCCAUGGGGCCAGCUCUGCACCCCAAGUUGCCGCUGCUUAUACCUUCUACGCUCUGGCUGAGGACAUGCGCGCCAUCUUCAAGCGCUAUGCCAAGAAGCGAAAUGUGCUCAUCGGGCAUUCAUAUGGCGUGUCCUUUUGCACGUUCCUGGCCCAUGAGUACCCAGACCUGGUGCACAAAGUGAUCAUGAUCAACGGCGGUGGCCCCACAGCGCUGGAGCCUAGCUUCUGCUCCAUCUUCAACAUGCCCACCUGUGUCCUGCACUGCCUGUCCCCCUGCCUGGCCUGGAGCUUCCUCAAGGCUGGCUUUGCCCGCCAAGGGGCAAAGGAAAAGCAGCUGCUGAAAGAGGGCAACGCAUUCAACGUGUCAUCCUUCGUGCUGCGCGCCAUGAUGAGCGGUCAGUACUGGCCCGAGGGCGACGAAGUGUACCACGCAGAGCUCACCGUCCCAGUCUUGCUUGUCCACGGCAUGCACGACAAGUUUGUGCCUGUGGAGGAGGACCAGCGCAUGGCCGAGAUCCUGCUCCUGGCCUUCCUGAAGCUGAUCGAAGAGGGCAGCCACAUGGUGAUGCUGGAGUGCCCAGAGACCGUGAACACGCUGCUUCACGAGUUCCUGCUGUGGGAGCCUGAGCCCAUGCCGCAGGCCCUACCCGCGCCCCCAGAGGAGAAAAAGUAG